Molecule: messenger RNA, 1050 nt
Organism: Exaiptasia diaphana
Lineage: Eukaryota; Metazoa; Cnidaria; Anthozoa; Actiniaria; Aiptasiidae
Product: trimeric intracellular cation channel type 1B.1
Exons: 6
Coding region: 47-835 (262 amino acids)
Biological process (GO): potassium ion transmembrane transport
Cellular component (GO): membrane
Molecular function (GO): identical protein binding; potassium channel activity
Source: RefSeq, a predicted model, not a curated record
UCGACCUUUGAGUGUUAGGUUAUGGUUCAGUCCAUUUUUUCCCAUCAUGAAUGUUUUGACUGAUCUUUUCGAUGAAUAUGCCGAUCGAUUCCAAAAGAUUCCAAUGCUGCCACUGUUAUAUUGUGGCCAUUUUAUGAUGGUUACCUUGGGGCUCAGAAAGAGAAUCGGUGCAACAUUUGCACAGACGAAUCCUCUAGCAUGCUGGUUCUCCACAGUGGUGGCUAACUUUAGUGGUCUUAUUCUGAUCAAUAGUUUAUUAGGAAAGCCCUUGAUCUUAUUAUUUGAAGACCCUAACAAGAUCUUAGUCAUUACAGUAAUCUGGUACUUUGCCUUCUUUUUUCCCAAGAAUUUUUUCACCAGGUUUUUCAUAUCUGAACCUCUUUGGGUUGUGAUAAUUAUACUCAAAGAAGCCCACAGAACAAGGGGGAUCCUUGAUGGUGUUUACCUGGGAAUGAAGCUUUAUCCAGACAGCAUGGUCAUUGUGGUUAUUUUGGGUUUUCUYAAAGGUGCUGCUGGCCUUCUUGCUGAUCCUAUUGCUGCAGCAAUAAGAGGAUCUUCAUCKUUUGCAAAUAAUGAAGCCCUAAAACCAUCUUUUGUCACCAAGAUAUCUGUUUUCAUUAGCAUCAUCUUCACCUGCUCUCUUAAAGGAAUGAUUUUAACAAAUAUUCCAAUAUCACAUCUUUGCUUGGGUUCUUUCAUAAUACUGGCAUCAACCAGGGUCUUACUGUACCUGUCUGGCUGGAGGGACCCAUUUGUUCCAUUUGAGAAUGCAGUUUCACCUGUGUGCUUYGGCUGUCCAUCUGAAAGCCAUGAUACAAAAAGUAAAAAGGACUAAAAACAUCUUUAAUGCAGACUUCAAUCAUCUUCAGCAACUUGUUCAAUUUUGUUGAACUGUCUGUCUUACAAACUAAUAGACACAUGACAAAUUUUCCUUCAAAAACUAGCUCAUUUUCAAGAAUUGUUCCAAAACAGACCUCCUCAGUAGUAUAGACCCCUUGCAGUUCAUGGGAAUGCAGCUCCAACUGGAGGACAAAACAAUAGAUUCUAGUU